AUGAUGAUAGUGAUUUAUGAUGAUUAUGAUGAUAGUGAUUAUGAUGAUUAUGAUAGUGAUUAUGAUGAUGAUGGUCAUGAUGAUUAUGAUGAUGGUGAUUAUGAUGGUGGUGGUGAUGAUGAUAGUGAUGAUGAUGAUUGUGAUUAUGAUGGUGAUAGUGAUUAUGAUGAUAGUGAUUAUGAUGAUUAUGAUGAUGGUAGUGGUGAUGGUGAUGAUGAUUAUGAUGGUGGUGAUAGUGAUGAUGAUGGUGGUGGUGAUGAUGAUAGUGAUGAUGAUGAUUGUGAUUAUGAUGGUGAUAGUGAUUAUGAUGAUAGUGAUUAUGAUGAUUAUGAUGAUGGUAGUGGUGAUGGUGAUGAUGAUUAUGAUGGUGGUGAUAGUGAUGAUGAUGGUGGUGGUGAUGAUGAUAGUGAUUAUGAUGAUAGUGAUUAUGAUGAUUAUGAUGAUGGUAGUGGUGAUGAUUAUGAUGGUGGUGAUAGUGAUGAUGAUGGUGAUGAUGGUAGUGAUUAUGAUGAUAGUGAUUAUGAUGAUUAUGAUGAUGGUAGUGGUGAUGAUGAUUAUGAUGGUGGUGAUAGUGAUGAUGAUGGUGGUGGUGAUGAUGAUAGUGAUUAUGAUGAUAGUGAUUAUGAUGAUUAUGAUGAUGGUAGUGGUGAUGGUGAUGAUGAUUAUGAUGGUGGUGAUAGUGAUGAUGAUGGUGGUGGUGAUGAUGGUGAUGGUGAUGAUGGUCCGUCGUAA
This is a messenger RNA of Paramuricea clavata, 732 nucleotides long. Lineage: Eukaryota; Metazoa; Cnidaria; Anthozoa; Malacalcyonacea; Plexauridae. The record is from the annotation of a GenBank genome assembly.